UAUAAGACGCAGCAAGGGAUGUGAAACGCUGCCGAUUCGUCUCCGAACAGCGGGGAAGGAAACAAAGAUUGGGCAUUUGAAAGAUUGAAUGAGAAAUGUUCGAUUUAAUGUUUCCCAACCUGGAUAGGUGCUACACCUGUGGGACACAGUGUCAUUAAGGGGCCACACAAUUUGAUGCUUAAUCAAACAAAAGCAUCCUCGGGAUAGUUCCGGUUUAGUGAAGCUGUGUGUGUGUAAAAAAAACAGCGCCCAAUUACACACACACACACCUCUCUGGAACUUUACAACAGUGGUUCUCCCACAAAGACAACUGCUUAAAUUCAGGUGAUCAUGUUAGACCUCACAUACUGAGCGGAGUGACACCAAAGGGCAGGACCGCCAAAGGAGGAAGGAAAGAAAGAAAGAUAGAAGGGGACGAUUCAAAGCAUCGUGGAGCCCAAGAAAGAACCCGCGGAGUGAAGACUAAUAAUGAGACUCCAUAGCUGGAAUGGUAGCCGCAGUCACCCUCUCUCUGUGGCAAUGAUCCAGUUUGCACUACUUGCUUCCAACUGUCUCAGUCAGCCGUUGCAUCAAACUGUGAAUCCCAUGACAGGAAACUCCCCUUUUAUGGCUCUGUGGAAUGCACCCACUGAAUUGUGUGAGAACAAAUUUGGGGUCACAGUAGAUUUGAGCUUGUUUGAGGUAAUCGGUAGUCCUCUCGAAACCGCCACAGGUCAAUCCAUCACGAUAUUCUACCACAACAGACUUGGGUAUUACCCCUAUUACGAUGAGCUAACUGAAGAAGCAUUUAAUGGCGGCCUACCUCAGCUAGCGUCCUUGGAGCUUCACGUAGCGAAGACGACAGUGGACUUUCAGUACUACAUUCCUGCAUAUGGGAUUCCUGGGUUCGCCGUCCUUAACUGGGAAAACUGGAGACCGCAGUGGAUAAGAAAUUGGGACCAGAAAGAUAUCUACAGGAGAAAAUCUGUCGAACUGGUUAUGCAGAAAAAUGAUUCCAUGAACAUGAAAGAUUGCAUUGAGAUUGCAAAGAGUGAGUUUGAAGAACACGCCAAAACGUUAAUGCUAAUAACUUUAAAGAUGGGUAAGGUAUUAAGACCCAAUCACUUGUGGGGAUAUUACUUGUAUCCAGAGUGUUACAAUUACAACUACAAGGAUUCGUUGGUUAACUACACGGGGAGAUGCCCCGAUAUUGAGGAAUCGAGAAACGAUGAGCUACUCUGGCUUUGGAAUGAAAGCACAGCCCUCUAUCCAUCCAUUUACCUGCAGAGUGUGCUCCGAGAUUCAGACGCUGCGGCUAAGUUUGUGCGCCACCGUGUCCAGGAAGCAAUGCGGGUAUCCUUGCUUUCGACUCAGGAAUACUCUCCGCCUGUGUACGUGUACACCCGCCCGGUGUUCACUGAUUCUCCCACAGAAUAUCUGUCUGAGACUGAUCUUCUCCACACUAUUGGUGAAAGUGCUGCUCUGGGAGCAGCUGGGUUUGUUCUAUGGGGCAGUUUAAAUAUGACUGAAACAAAGCUCGUGUGUUUGAAGGCUGGCAACUAUGUGAAGGACGUCUUGAAUCCUUACAUUGUAAACGUGACUUCUGCAGCGAGGCUAUGCAGUAGAAUUCUGUGUGGCAACAAAGGCCGUUGUGUGCGAAAGGAGUGGGACUCAGCUCAUUAUCUGCACUUGAACCCCACGAGCUUCAGAAUCAGGAGAACUCACAAAGAAUACGUAGUCAUAGGACUAGCCUCCUUUGAAGAUAUAAUCUUCUUUGCAGAAAACUUUGCUUGCCAGUGCUAUGCAGGGCAGAAUUGUGAACCUGUUAGUGACAUAGAGAACUAUAUCACUGAACUGGACACCUGUGUUAAUCCUGAUUAUUGCAUCAGUUUAGAUGCCUACACAGAAUUGCCCAACAUGUCAGAAGAUAUUAAUCUAAGCGUAACUUCUGGAAGUUCUGCUCACUCUAUCAAUGCUCCCUUUGACUCUUUCAUUUGCACAGCUUUCAUUGCACUUUAUAUAAUUCAUCUAAUGUGAUUUCAAGAAACUUGUACUCGGUUUAUGUUCUAUAUAUAUAUAUUGAUUUAAUUAAUGAGCAUCUUUAUCAAAAACAGUGAGUACUUAAGGUGUGACCUGUUGCUAUGUUUCAGAGUACAAAUGUGAAUAUUUUAGUGCUUGGUUAUUACAGUAAAACCUAAUCUUCCACAUGAUUGAUUUAACACUAAUUUAAAUGUUUGAGUGCUUAAGUCAGAAUUAAAUUGUUGCAUGUUUCAUUUGA
This is a messenger RNA of Amblyraja radiata (thorny skate), 2257 nucleotides long. Its product is annotated as hyaluronidase-5. The record is from RefSeq and is a predicted model, not a curated record. Gene Ontology annotation, cellular component: acrosomal vesicle. Gene Ontology annotation, biological process: hyaluronan catabolic process; carbohydrate metabolic process. Gene Ontology annotation, molecular function: hyalurononglucosaminidase activity. Bases 469 to 2016 code for a protein of 515 amino acids. The transcript is spliced from 4 exons. NCBI's taxonomy places the organism in Eukaryota, Metazoa, Chordata, Chondrichthyes, Rajiformes, Rajidae.